AAUAGAAACUUAACAUCAGCCAAAAACAAAAUGGGUGCAUCGCUGGACACUCCGGCAAGGUGUCCUCUGUGCAACGAGCUGACAGGGGACCCCGUUACUCUGAAAUGUAACCACCGGUUCUGCCAACGAUGUAUAGGAGACUUGUGGAGUGUUGUCCCGAACGGGCCGUACCAUUGUCCGGAGUGGAGAUGUAAAACUGUGUACCAGACCCUGCCGUUUGAUAGCAGCUUGAUACGGACGGCCACCAACAGUCGACAUGCUCAGUCCCGUAGUACUGCAGGCGCAUCCAGUAAUAAUGAACAAAAAAUAUUUAACUCGACAUUGGGGAGGCCCUCACUCACCAGUCGACUUCUCGGGAAGAGAAAGGCCAGCACACCUGUGUCAGAGCAACCUGACUUAAAGCGAUCAACUGUGGAAUCUCCCCGUGAGCAGUCGAAUGACACCGAGACUCCCACCACUUCCUUCUCAGAUAAACCCGGGCAGUCGAGUACUGUGGAGACGUCGAAGAAAGCAGAGCGGUGUGGUGAUGGCUUAUCCUCCAGUGACAGCUCUGACAGCAAGACAGUACCUGAAAGUGACAUGCCACAUGACAUCUCAAUCCAGCAGAACCAGCAUAAAUCAGUGGAAGUCGUGUCAUUAGAUGACUCUGACAGCUCCAAUGAAGUAGAUAUAUGUGAUGCCCCUCGUUUCGCAACCCCCAACAAAAAUACACAAGUGACAGGCAUUCAUGCAUCACCAAAGAAACCUGCUUCACCUGCCAACUCGGAUUCCUUUCCUGGGGUCUCAACUCCAUAUAAAGAGAAGUCCACAGUACACCAUGUCAGCAAGUCUCCUCUGAUAUCCACCCAACAUCCUGCAUCCCCAAGUCGUGUUGGCAUCUUCAACAGGUUGGCGGGCAGAAAUUCCAGCCCUGUGACCUGCCAUUAUUGCCCUAAAACUGGGUUUCAGUCUGCUGUGAAGACCUGUCUGGUGUGCGGAGCUUCCAUGUGUGCUGAGCACCUGCGUCCCCACCUGGACUCCCCUGUCUUCCAGAACCACACCCUUGUUCCUCCCAUGGAAGACAUGUCUCCCUGGAGGUGCACGGAGCACCAAGAGAUAAACCGAAUCUUCUGUCGGCAGUGUGGAGUGUGUGUGUGCACGGUAUGUACUGUCAUCGGCUCACACCGUGACCACAUCUGCAUCAGCAUCAGGGAGGCAGAGAGAGAGCUCAGGGGGACCCUAAAGGAGGAAAUCAAGCAGCUGCAGGAGACUGAGGAGCAAGUGAUGAACAGAGUGACUGAACUCACACAGAAGAGAGACGCAUCCAGAGUAGCUUUAAGUGAGGCACGCGUGGGGGUGCAGCAGCAGUACGGCGCCAUCAGGGAGGCCCUGGAGCAGGAGGAGCAAACAGUUCUUCAGCGUGUGACAAAGGAGGAGAGCAGGGUUCUUGAGGGACUAGAGAAACUCAGGCACCUCCAAAACUCCCUCCAAUCCAUCCAGCAAGGCCUCCACACUCUGGAGGGGCUGGCUGAUGCCAGGGGAGACGCACGCAUUCAGGAACAGGCCUUCAUUAUGGAAUACAGCAAGAUAGCCCAACUGGCUAGUAACAUGGGCUGUUGUUUGGACCAGUUUGAAGCUCCAGAGGAAGUGGAUCAGGCCCGGCUGAAAUUUCUGCAGAGGUGGACCGAGAAACGGCUAGACACAGUCGUCAUCUCUGUGCCAGGCAAAGACGGAGACCUCUACAGACUGCUGUAUGGUACCGUCCCUUUCUUGGAUGCAGAUACAGCCCACCCCAAGCUGCAGCUGUCUGAUAACAACAGGAGGGUGAUCUACAGCGAAGCCCAGCAGGCCCACACAGAUCACGAGGCUCGCUUCAGCGCCUUCCCACAGGUGCUGGCCUCCUGUGCUCUGGAGGGGGGUCGCUGGUACUGGGAGGUGAACGUUUCGUUGGAUGAGGGCCGCUGGAAGGUGGGGCUGUGUGAGGGUCAGAUAGAGAGGAAAGGUCAAAAGGACAACUCUCGUCUGGGCUUCAACUCGUACUCCUGGUGCCUGGCCUGUGACAGAAGGAAGGUGGAAGCUCUACAUAACAAGGUGGCAGUUCCUGUGGAUGCAGACCAGCUGCAGAGGGUAGGAGUAUUCCUUGACUUUGAAGAAGGUAUUUUAUCAUUCUUUAAUGUGACACCAGGGGGCAGUCUAGCUUUAAUGCAUUCCUACGAGCACAGGUUUACUGGUCCUCUUUACCCAGCCUUGUCUGUGUCUAAGACACAACUGACCAUCUGCAAUCUCUUCGAGUCAUAAACCAGGCAACACUGGCAUGUCAGUUCUGCUGAAAAUGUACAAAAAAAUACAUGAAAGCAUUGUGCCUUUUUUAUGUGAAAACCAUUUCAUCAUUUAAAACGUACCAAUUUGUAAAACUCUCGGGGAUGAUAGUCAUGUAUUGUACUAUAAUGCUAUAGAAUAAUCAUUAAAUGUGAUUUUUUUUUUUUAUAUAUAUAUAAUACUAGUACUGGAGUUGUACCAUGCCAGAAAUACUUUCCAACGCUUUACAUGCAACAUUCCAGAGGUUGAAUAUUUUGGUAUCAGGAUUUUAAUAUUUGUAUGUUUUUCAUUUUAGAAUGUCAGUGAACAAACGAGCAAGUUUUCAGGCAAGUUAUGAGUGCAAAAAGUUGAUUUGUAUCAUAUUUCCAUUUUGAAUAUCUUUUAUAUCUAUUUUGCUCCUAUGGUGACCUAAUUGUCUAUUUACAGAAUAAAAUGUUUCAAAAGCAAAAUAAAACGUG
Micropterus salmoides (largemouth bass) is the source of this 2756-nucleotide messenger RNA. RefSeq names its product E3 ubiquitin/ISG15 ligase TRIM25. Gene Ontology annotation, molecular function: zinc ion binding; protein binding. Lineage: Eukaryota; Metazoa; Chordata; Actinopteri; Centrarchiformes; Centrarchidae. The record is from RefSeq and is a predicted model, not a curated record.